AUGGAAAUUUGGGAGUGGAAACUUGGCCGGAGGCAUCGGAGGUGGUCUUGGCGUGGAAAUUUGGGAGGUAGUCUAGGAGGUGGUCUCGGCGGUAGUGGACUAUCUAGUUCUCUCAACGCUGCUUUAAGCGGAAAUUUGGGAGGAAGUCUAGGAAGCGGUAUUAGCAGCAGUGGCAUUUCAGGUUCUCUGGCUGGUGCUCUAAGCGGAAAUUUGGGAGGUGGAAUUAGUGGUGUUGGUGCCGGCAGAUCUAUCUCCAUCAGCAUUAGUGCAUACCUUAGAUUGAUUUCCUACAUCUCUGCUCUUCAACAAACCAUCUCUGCCAAUACCUUAGCAGCAAGUUUGAGCGGUGGAAUCAGUGGUGGAAUCAGUGGAGGAAUCGGUGGUGGAGUAGGAGGUGGAUUCAUUGGUGGUGCUGGAUCUAACUUUGCUGGACAAUUUGACGGUGGAUUGGCUGGUUCUGUUGGCAGAUCUGGGUUCGGAACUGGAGUAGGAAGCAGCGGAUUUUCUGGACAAUUCGGAAGUAGAUUCAGUGCACAAAGUGGAAUCGGAGGUAUUGGAGGAGCCAGUGGUUUGAGUGGAGGACUUUCCGGAGGAUUAAGUGGUGGCAUUUCUGGUGGACUAGGAGGUGGUAUUGGAGGUGGUGCAGGAGGAAUCAGCAGUGCUAGCCUUCAAGCUGCUCUUCAAGGAAGUGUAAGCAGUGGAUUCGGAGGCAGAUCUGUUGGAAAAGUCAGGAUGAAUAUUUUUAUUACCGUACUCAUAGUGUCCGUUGCUUUUGCAAAUGCUGUACCCAGAUAUGGCGGCGGUAAAGGAGUAGGUGGAUCUAUCAGUGGAUCAAUUGAUGGAUCUAUUGGCGGAAAUGUUGGAGGUGGCUUCGGCAGUGGACUUUCCAGUUCUCUCAGUGGUGCUCUAAGCGGAAACUUGGUGGUGGCAUCGGAAGCAGAAUUGGCGGCUGGAAACUUGGCCGGAGGGAUUGGAGGUGGUCUUGGAAGCAGUGGGAUAUCUAAUUCUCUUGCUGGUGCUCUAAGUGGAAAUUUGGGAGGCAGUCUAGGAGGUGGUCUCGGUGGUAGUAGACUAUCUAGUUCUCUCAACGCUGCCUUAAGUGGAAACUUGGCCGGAGGGAUUGGAGGUGGUCUUGGAGGCAGUGGAAUUUCUAAUUCUCUUUCUGGUGCUCUAAGUGGAAAUUUUGGAGGUAGUCUGGGAGGUGGCCUCGGCGGUAGUGGACUCUCUAGUUCCCUCAACGCUGCUUUAAGCGGAAAUUUGGGAGGAAGUCUAGGAAGCGGUAUUGGUGGCAGUGGCAUUUCAGGUUCUCUGGCUGGUGCUCUAAGCGGAAAUUUGGGAGGUGGAAUUAGUGGUGUUGGUGCCGGCAGAUCUAUCUCCAUCAGCAUUAGUGCAUACCUUAGAUUGAUUUCCUACAUCUCUGCUCUUCAACAAACCAUAUCUGCCAAUACCUUAGCAGCAAGUUUGAGCGGUGGAAUUAGUGGUGGAAUCAGUGGAGGAAUUGGUGGUGGAGUAGGAGGUGGAUUCACUGGUGGUGCUGGAUCUAACUUUGCUGGACAAUUUGACGGUGGAUUUGCUGGUUCUGUUGGCAGAUCUGGAUUCGGAACUGGAGUAGGAAGCAGCGGAUUUGCUGGACAGUUCGGAAGUGGAUUCAGUGCACAGAGUGGAAAUAUCGGAGGAGCAGGCGGUUUAAGUGGAGGGCUUUCCGGAGGAUUAAGUGGUGGAAUUUCUGGUGGACUAGGAGGUGGUAUUGGAGGUGGUUCAGGAGGAAUCAGCAGUGCUAGCCUUCAAGCUGCUCUUCAAGGAAGUGUAAGCAGUGGAUUCGGUGGCAGAUCUGUUGGAAAAGGAUCAGCAUACUAA
Mytilus trossulus (common blue mussel) is the source of this 1857-nucleotide messenger RNA. RefSeq lists its product as uncharacterized. The record is from RefSeq and is a predicted model, not a curated record. The transcript has 9 exons. Bases 1 to 1857 code for a protein of 618 amino acids. NCBI's taxonomy places the organism in Eukaryota, Metazoa, Mollusca, Bivalvia, Mytilida, Mytilidae.